ACUUCCCCAGGGCCAGGACGACGGACGGCCAGAUCUCCUCUCUCCCGGCCAUCUCACCCGCUCCACCACAUCCCACCUCGCACAUCACGCUGCCUCACACGAGUCCUCAGGACCUCAGGAAGCUGGCCUUCUUAUCGCGCGCUGAUGGCUCUUGCUAAUUUAUUUUCCAGGGUUAACGUUACAACCAGAACGUAAAUAAUAAAGACAACUCGCCUUGUGUCACAUACUGCUGAAUGUGAAACCCGCAGCCCCUCAGCCUCCUCUACUACCUACCACCACCCCCGUGUUUCCUGUUCGUCAGCGGAAUAUCCCACAAACUUCUAGAUCCCGUCGUCGAGAUGAUUUAGUUAGUUUUCUCCAUUGAUAAGUCUACACGCCUCACGGAAUUAUCUUCUCAUUGGAUAUUAUUGCUUUACCAUGGCGUCGUCUUCCGCUCCGCUUUUGCAAGGAGAGGAUCUCGAUCCGGCGCCUGGGGGCUCACAAUCCCCUGCGCAUAUGGCCACCACAACUCUCAAAGUUGAUGGAAUGACUUGUGGCGCGUGUACUUCUGCUGUUGAGGCUGCCUUUAAAGGCGUCGAAGGCGCAGGAACUGUGUCUGUCAGCUUGAUCAUGGGUCGGGCAGUAGUACACCAUGAUCCGACCAUUCUCUCAGCGGAAAAGGUCGCGGAGAUGAUAGAGGAUCGGGGUUUUGACUGCUCAAUCUUGGCCACUGAUAUGCCACGAGAAAUACCUCAGGUAGAGGAAGAGUACGAUGGAGGGAAUGAUUUACUCGAAUCCACCCCUAGUACACCAUCCGUUUCGACUACAACGCUCAAAGUGGGAGGAAUGACUUGCGGGGCGUGUACAUCCGCAGUGGAAGGAGGAUUAGCUGAUAAACCUGGCGUCAUUUCCGUAACAGUGUCCUUACUAUCCGAACGCGCCGUUGUGGAACACGAUAUAUUUGUGAUAUCUCCUGAGCAGAUCGCUGAAAUCGUCGAAGACUGUGGAUUUGAUGCUGAAGUCCUGGAAACCGUUACCCGACAGCUAAACUCAUCUUCGUCACGAGGGAAGUCCGCGUCUAGAAAAAGAUCGAACCAUGUAACUACAACCAUGUCUAUUGAAGGCAUGACUUGUGGGGCAUGUACUUCUGCUGUCGAAAAUGCCCUCAAAGACCAACCUGGGCUGGUUCGCUUCAAUGUCAGCCUGCUAGCUGAACGUGCAGUUGCGGUUCAUGACCCUUCAGUCCUACAUGCUGCAGCAAUUGCCGAACUAAUCGAAAAUGCCGGUUUUGACGUGCGCAUCAUCUCUUCCCGGGAGGACGACUCAUUUCAAUCACACACAUCAGCAUCAUUAGCGCUAAAUAUCUUCGGCCUGGCUGGCUCAACGGCGGCUAUAGAUCUGGAGGAUGCGCUCAGAGCAGUCGACGGUGUUUUGGCCGCUGAUGUUAAGCCGUCUAAUUCUCGUGCUUUAAUCAGCUAUACCCCGUCCAAAGUGGGGAUACGACAAUUAGUUGAGCUUGUUGAACGGGCAGGAUACAACGCCCUCUUGGCAGAGUCCGACGAUAGCAAUGCUCAACUCGAAUCCCUCGCCAAAACAAAGGAAAUCCAUGAGUGGCGGAGGGCAUUUUGGUUCUCUUUUUCUUUUGCAGUUCCCGUGAUGGUGAUUAGUAUGCUUGUUCCGAUGUAUAUUCCGGCAAUCGAUAUCGGAAAAUUCGAGCUCAUUCCUGGCUUAUUUUCCGGAGAAAUCAUCUGCCUGCUUCUUACCAUUCCUGUUCAAUUUGGCAUUGGAAAGCGGUUUUAUAUUUCGUCAUUCAAAUCCCUCAAACACGGCGCCCCAACAAUGGAUGUUCUUGUCAUGCUUGGUACCUCUGCCGCAUUCUUUUUCAGUGUCCUUGCAAUGUUAGUCUCGAUAUUCUUCAAACCCCAUUCUCGGCCGAUGACCGUGUUUGAAACCAGCACUAUGCUUAUUACAUUUAUUACCCUCGGCCGGUGGCUGGAAAAUCGAGCAAAAGGCCAAACAUCUCGUGCGCUAUCUCGUUUGAUGUCCCUCGCUCCCUCUAUGGCAACUAUAUACGAUGAUCCCAUAGCAGCCGAAAAGCUUGCUGAGGGCUGGGGUUCUGUGACUGAAAAGGACAAGAACACUACUACUGCAGUUUCUACCAGCCAGAAGACGAUCCCUACGGAACUAAUCCAGGUUGGUGAUGUCGUCUGCCUCCGUCCCGGCGAUAAGGUUCCAGCGGAUGGGGUCGUUAUUCGAGGAGAGAGUUAUAUAGACGAGGGUAUGAUUACUGGUGAGGCUGUUCCCAUUCGUAAAAUCAAGUCUUCACAGGUCAUGGCUGGCACUGUCAAUGGCACUGGUUGGGUUGAUUUCCGGGUUACGAGAGCCGGUCGAGAUACCCAAUUGAGCCAGAUAGUCAAAUUGGUUCAAGAUGCACAGACCAGUCGUGCCCCUAUCCAGAGAAUGGCGGAUAUAGUGGCUGGCUACUUUGUUCCAGCCAUUAUCACUCUUGGGCUUAUUACCUUUUUUGGAUGGAUGAUUCUUAGUCACAUUCUUCCAAAUCCACCUAAAAUCUUCCUUGCCGAAAAUAGCGGUGGAACAUUCAUGGUCUGCUUGAAACUUUGCAUAUCGGUUGUUGUUUUCGCCUGUCCCUGUGCUCUUGGCCUUAGCACGCCCACAGCGGUUAUGGUAGGUACAGGAGUCGGUGCCGAACAUGGCAUAUUGGUCAAAGGCGGGGCAGCCCUGGAAGCAGCGACCAAAGUAACCCAUGUUGUGUUCGACAAAACAGGAACCUUAACGAUGGGCAAAAUGAGCGUGUCGGAGAUUAAAAUGGACUCAACAUGGUCCUCCAAUGACUGGCGGCGUCGCCAGUGGUGGUUGAUCGUUGGGCUUGCUGAGCUGACCAGUGAACACCCCAUUGGCAAAGCCAUUCUUGCAAAGGCCAGGGCAGAAGUUGGGGCAACUGAUGACAGUCCACUCGAUGGCAGCGUGGCCGAUUUUGAAGCCUCAGUUGGUAAGGGGGUUUCUGCCAUUGUUGAACCCACUUCAAGUGCUAGUAGCGUUCGACAUCGCGUUCUCGUGGGCAACGCACCAUUCCUUCGUUCUAGGGAUGUUCAUGUACCACAAUCAGCUGAACCCGAACCCGAAACUUCUAAAAUUACUGCCUCAAUAUCCACUCGGCCCAUUAAAAAUAGCGAGCACGCUGCAGGGUCCACUCUAAUCCACGUUGCCAUCGACGGUAAAUACGCUGGCACAAUCACUCUUCAAGAUACUUUGAAACCAACGGCAGCAGCUGCCGUCGCUGCUCUCCACCGAAUGGGCCUCACCACCUCCCUUAUCACGGGCGAUUCCCUCUCCACCGCCCUGGCCGUUGCAUCAGCCGUUGGUAUUCCCGCCUCUUCAGUCCAUGCCUCUGUCGUUCCCUCCGAAAAACAAUCCAUCGUCGCUUCUCUCCAAGAAAGUCCCUCGACCAUAGUUGCCAUGGUGGGAGACGGCAUCAACGACUCCCCCGCUCUGGCUACUGCAUCUGUCGGCAUCGCCCUCUCAUCCGGCACAGACGUUGCCAUGGAAGCAGCCGACAUUGUCCUCAUGCGGUCCGACGAUCUCCUCUCCAUCCCUGCAAGCCUGUGUCUGGCCCGCUCAAUCUUCCGCCGCAUUAAACUCAACCUCCUCUGGGCCUGCAUGUAUAACGCUGUCGGCAUACCUUUUGCCAUGGGCCUCUUCCUCCCAUUUGGCGGAAUAUCAUUACAUCCCAUGGCUGCAGGCGCCGCAAUGGCCGCAUCAAGCGUCAGUGUCGUUGUUAGCAGUCUGCUCUUGAAACUCUGGAAACGGCCCAGUUGGCUCGAUGUUCAGAAGCUGGAGCGUGAGGCUGAGCUAGGUCUAAUUGAUAGUAGCGGCCUGGGCCGUGGUGGGCGGGGAUCGUGGUGGAAAAAGAGUCCGUUUACAUACGACGGGAGAGGUCGGGUUCGACGCACCUUCGCGUGGCUAGUGACACUUGGUUCCGAUGCUGUGAAUAACGUUGCUAGGAAGCGGAGAAAUUCUACUGACGAUGAGGGCUAUGUUCCUUUGAGGACUGUAGAGCCUGUCUCUGUAUAGUGCGUUUUUCCUUUGUUUUUCCUUUCUGUUUUGGCUCGGUUUGUCCUUUUUUUAGCCGGAAGUUUCGGCGUGCGUGUCUCUUUACCCCUUCUUCUAUGAUUCUGGGUAUUUUCUCAGCUGUUCGGCUGUAUUUUCUAUCUUACAUCGCCCCCAGAUUUUUCUUUUUCCUGAUCGUGUAAAAAACCCUUUUCCUCAAAAACAUUGAGAACCCUUUGCUAUCCUCUCUUAUUGUUAUAUAUGUAUACGUUUGGGUAGUUGCUAUUAUUAUUCCGCUUAUUUUUCUUCCCUUUCUUCCCGUACAUAUAUAUCCAGACACAAAUACCCUUCUCGCUUUCUACACUCUAUCUAGCUUGAUCCAUUUUCCAUUAUUUCCUUUCCUUUCCUUUCCUUUUUAUAUUCUUUUAUAUUCUUUUAUUCUUAUUUCUCUCUCUCUCUCUCUCUCUCUCUCUCUUUUUCUUUUUCUUUCCUUUUUUUUUUUUUUUUCCACAUCGACAUUUCUGCAUUUGUUGCCAAAAUAACGCAAGACAUGUAAAGCAUUAUUUUUCAUUUUUCCAUAGCUUCCAAUAUAACUGUCUCAUUUUUCAUUUUUCCGCAUUCCCCCCACCCAAUUAGGCAAGAUUUUCAUAAGGUUAUGCUAUGCGUAGAUAAUCUUGCAAACAUAACAAUCCCCUUAUUGAAGGUCUGAUAUUCGCUAGUUGAUAAACUCUCAAAGUAUUUAGCUAGAGAGCCAAGUAACGUAGUGGUUUGUAU
This is a messenger RNA of Blastomyces gilchristii SLH14081, 4821 nucleotides long. Its product is annotated as Cu2+-exporting ATPase. The coding region runs from base 418 to 4071 and encodes 1217 amino acids. Gene Ontology annotation, biological process: monoatomic cation transport; copper ion homeostasis. Gene Ontology annotation, molecular function: ATP binding; ATP hydrolysis activity; copper ion binding. The record is from RefSeq and is a predicted model, not a curated record. Gene Ontology annotation, cellular component: membrane. The transcript has a single exon. NCBI's taxonomy places the organism in Eukaryota, Fungi, Ascomycota, Eurotiomycetes, Onygenales, Ajellomycetaceae.